Anneissia japonica is the source of this 4070-nucleotide messenger RNA. Its product is annotated as sialate O-acetylesterase-like. NCBI's taxonomy places the organism in Eukaryota, Metazoa, Echinodermata, Crinoidea, Comatulida, Comatulidae. Gene Ontology annotation, biological process: carbohydrate metabolic process. Bases 94 to 1731 code for a protein of 545 amino acids. Gene Ontology annotation, molecular function: sialate O-acetylesterase activity. The record is from RefSeq and is a predicted model, not a curated record. The transcript has 10 exons.
UGACAGUGUUACUAUGUAUCACAUGACAUGACAUGUUGUUGAUUGUGAAUUUAAUAAAGAGCGAGCGAACACACGGAAUUUUAUAAGUAAAAAAUGAACGGAGUUCGCUUAAUUUGUUUGUUGAGUAUUGCCUAUUUACAUCUAGUCACAGGAUCUACAACAUUCAAACUUGCUUCUUAUUACAAUGAUCACAUGGUUCUACAGAUGGCCCCUGAGCGGGCCAGUAUCUGGGGUUAUGCUGAGGAGUCUGCUGAAAUUCAGGUUACACUCAAGGGGAAAAUUUAUAAAGCUAUAACAACUCAUAGUUCAUUCAGUGCAGAUGCGAUAUGGAAGGUGACGUUAGACCCUGUUCCACCUAGUGGUCCAUUUACAAUCACGAUAUCCUCAAUAAGUCAUGGUAUUCAUGAGGUCAUUGAGUUGAAGGAUGUGCUGUUUGGUGAUGUCUGGGUUUGUAGUGGGCAGAGUAACAUGGCAUUUGAAGUCAAACAGGCUUUCAAUGGAACAGAAGAGCUUCUAAAAUCGUAUGAAUAUCCCAAUGUACGUGUUUUUGCAGUAGAACAGGUUGAAUCCAGUGUUCCUUUCUAUGACCUGCAAUCUGUGUACCUACCAUGGUCAAGGCCAAGUCCAGAGGCUCUUGGUCAGAAUACCGCGACUUUUACAUAUUUCUCGGCCGUAUGCUGGUUUUUUGGCAGGGACCUUUAUGACCAUUUUGAGUAUCCAAUCGGCCUGAUAUCAACCAACUGGGGAGGUACUCCAGACGAAGCCUGGUCCUCUCCCGACGCCCUGGCUAAAUGCAAUAUGACAAGGCAGAACUAUGCUCAGAAGCUUGCUGAGGAACAUGCUUAUAAAUAUCCUCAUGAAUUUGCUCAGAAAGAAACUCAGGAAUAUGCUCAGAAAGAAGGCGACAGUUUUCACUUAUGGAAAACAACUUUUCAAGGGCCUGCACAACAUAGUGUUUUAUGGAAUGCAAUGAUACACCCUCUUCUCAAUAUGACCAUUAAGGGGGCAAUUUGGUACCAAGGGGAAGCUAACGCUAAUGCCCCCAACACCUACAACUGUACAUUCCCUGCAAUGAUCGAUGACUGGAGAGCAAAGUGGUAUAUGGGUACCGGUGGACUCACAAACAAACAAUUUCCUUUUGGAUUUGUGCAGCUUUGCACAUCAAAUUCUGUCCAACCAGGAUUAAUUGGCAACUAUCCCAUUUUGAGGUGGCAUCAGACUGCCGAUUACGGAUAUGUUCCUAAUCCAAGAAUGGAAAAUGUUUUUAUGGCUGUGUCUAUCGACCUACCUGACCCCACAUCCAUAUAUCAUCCAAUACAUCCAAGAUACAAGCAAGAUGUCGGGCAUCGACUUGCAUUAUCAGCCAGGGCCGUGGCCUAUCAAGAAGAUUAUGUAACCUAUUCGGGACCAUUUCCAACUAAGUUUGCUGCCAGUAAUGAUUCACUUGCAAUUCAGUACGAUCAUGGAAAAUCCAACAUCGCUAUCAUCAACAGUGAUGGCUUUGAAAUCUGUUGCUGUCCAACAGGCACAUCAUGUGACAAUUGGUCCCCAUCAACAAUAACAGACCAGCAAUCACCUUCGAUUCUUACUCUCUCACACAACUGUUCCACUGGUUCCAUAACACAGGUCAGAUACCUGUGGAGAGAAUACCCAUGUACAUUCAAAAACUGCUCCAUCUACAGUGUAGAAAACAAAUUACCAGGGGCGCCUUUCAUCUUGCCACUGAAAUAAAGUCAUAUUUUUUAGCCCUGCACACACUGCGUCGAUGGUCAACAGUUGACACGAUUCCAUAAAGAACACAACGCGACAUGGCAUAUGCAACAGAUUGAUUUUAAAGCCAGGCCCAGAGGAAAAAAUCUUUUGAUAUGUUGUACGACUAAUUUUUCUAAGACACAAAAAGCAUAUUUGACAAAAAACUCAAGAACUGAUAAUGAGAUACAGAUUUUUGAAUAUUUAAAAACUGGGGAAGAAGGGGUGUAACCAUCCCCUUUUCCACCUUUUCCUCCUAGUUUUAAAUAAAUUCUGUUUCUCAAUAACCGUUCCCAAAUUCGUUCGUCAAAUUUGUUUUUUGAGUCUUCGAAAAAUCAGUUGCACAACUUAUAAAAAAAAAAUGUUCCUCCAGAGCCAGGUUUUAGUAAUGAUCUGCUUUUAAGGCUGCGUUCAGACCUUAGCGAUGUUAGCCUUAUCUAUCACCGUGUGUACAUUAAUCCAAGGCGUAGGCAGCGGGAUGUCCAGACUGGGCAAAUAACGUAAUGGUAGUGUAAGUGUUCAUGCGAAAUAUAUAAAUUCGUAAUCAUGCAUUUUAUUUCCUGUUUACAUGUAGACUUAUUGUGAUUGGUCAGAUCCUGGCCGAGUUCAUAAUCAUUGAUGCAUGACUGUCAUAGCUCAGUGGCGUACGCUAAUCUGGGUCUGUUGGUGGAUUAUCAUACGCCAGCGAUUGCGUAUUAAUACUGGCGUCCACUACGCCGCACACAAGUUCACACCAUUCGAUUAACAUUAACGUAUCUCUCAGGUCUGAACAUAGCCUUAAUCAUACAAAGCAUUUGCUUGUAGGGAAUGUGUAAGGUUGUAUAAUUUUCAAAAUCAGGUAUCAGAGAGAUGAAAGACAACCAUCCGCCACCUUGUGAAAACUUGGGGGGAUGCAGAUUUAAAAAAUGUAUGGAGACAAAUUUAAGAUUUGGUGAAAUAGUGUUUGGUGAAUGGUAAUAGGAUAGUGUUUGGUGAAUGGUUAGGAUUACUACAGCCAAUGUCAUAGCCAGGAUUCCCAAGUAGUGUGGGGCACUUUAAGAGUGAACCCAAUCCAAGGAUGAACCCAUUUUAAAAGUGGGCCCAUUUUAAAAAUAUUUACCUAUUUUAUGCAUGCAGAAUGUAUGACCCAAUUCAUUUGUACAAACUGAAUAAUGUGGACAAUUUUGAAACCUGCAACCCAUUUUACACAAAAUAAUGUAACUAAUGACUGUGGAUCCACCUUUAAGAAGUACAGUAGACCCAUUUAAAAUUAUUUAUCUAUUUUAUGUUUAAAACUAAUGUUCAAUCAAUUCAGUUCAAAAAAGACAUUGAUUUACUUCCUCAAACUAUCUUAAUAAUAUUAAUUAUGGGAAAUUAUAAUAAAAAGUUAAUCAUGUGGUUUUUGUAUACUAAAAAUGUGGACCCAUCUUUUAAAACAUGCACCAUUUUAUGCAUAUAAACAGAAUACUGUGGAACAUUUUAGAAAUUUAGACUCAUUUUAAACCUAAAAUCUAAUGUGGACUCAUUCCAUGGUUAAAAUUGUUGCCCCCGAUUGUCCCAAUUCCUGGCUACGGCGCUUUUUGAAUUUAGUAAAAUGUGUAUAUUCAUUGCAUAAAUAUUGAUGUAAAAACACGAUGGAACUGUAUACAAGAGUAUGAACAACAGUAAUUUGUAUUUCAUACAUACGUAUAUGUUUAACACGUUUGUAUUCUGUAAUUAGUAAAACAGUACUUUUUGAUUAUCGACAUAUUUGAAAUUGGCUUUCUAAGGUGAUAUUGUAUGCAGUAAUUAUUCAAGUAAACGCCCUGAGACGUUUAUUGUUGAGAAGGGUUAUUGAGGGGGGCGUUUAUUCGAAGGAGGCAUUUACUUUUCGAUAUAGUUGUAUAUUGGCUUUAAGACACAUUUCUAUUUAAUACACUCCAAUUGCUGGAACAAAGCAGUUUCCAAAAUACCAUGUGUUUGCAACCCAAACGUGAGAGUCUGUUCCCUUGUUUUUAAUUAGGCCCUACUUACUUAUUUUUAACUUUAAUUAAUAUUACCAGUAGAUUGGAAACUGCCAACUUUGGCCAUUUAUUGAGAUUAUACCGUAGAGGAACAAUGAAAGAAACCAUGUCUGUCUUGUUUAUAUUUGUUUAAUACAAAGUCUCCUUACAGAUAUCUACAGCAGCGUGUCCGUUGGACAGACCGAACGUAGUAGACACGCUCCCCACUUUCCAUUACAAUAGUCAUUUGGAGUGGGGGUGUUUAUUUAAGAUUUAUUCGAGGGGGCAUUUAUUCAAAUAAAUAUGGUAUGUUUAUAUAUGUAUGUGCACUAAUAAAUAUAAAAAUAAAUUUAUACUGUG